Messenger RNA from Pseudovirgaria hyperparasitica, 735 nucleotides. RefSeq lists its product as uncharacterized. Gene Ontology annotation, cellular component: cytoplasm. Gene Ontology annotation, biological process: dephosphorylation. Lineage: Eukaryota; Fungi; Ascomycota; Dothideomycetes; Acrospermales; Acrospermaceae. Gene Ontology annotation, molecular function: phosphatase activity; inositol diphosphate tetrakisphosphate diphosphatase activity. Bases 1 to 735 code for a protein of 244 amino acids. The record is from RefSeq and is a predicted model, not a curated record. The transcript has 2 exons.
AUGGUCUCCACUAUUCCUCCGCCAAACUAUGGCACUGUAGAGGCUGGGAGGAUCUACCGCAGUGCCUACCCAAGCCAAGAAAACCUCCCUUUUCUCGCCGGCUUAGGCCUGAAAAGUAUCCUUAUUCUUGUCGAAGGUCCCCAUGAGGCGACCUAUUCUGCCUGGAUCAAAGACAAUGCCAAGAAGCUCUAUACCGUGCCUCUGCCUGCGAAUAAGGAUGGUGUUCAGAUGCAGAUCAAAACCAUUGCCAUGAUUAUCGACAUUCUCAGCGACGAAACGAACUAUCCAAUGCUCAUCCAUUGUAACAAGGGCAAGCACCGUACCGGAUGCACUGUUGGUGCCUGGCGCAAGCUCCACGGAUCAUCCAUGCACGAAAUUCUUGGGGAGUACCGCACCUAUGCGGGGAACAAGGCUCGUCCGAACGACGAGGUUUUCCUGACCAAACUAAAUGUCCCUUCCCUUCGUGACUAUAUGCGUCACGGCAGCUUGCACGAAGAGAUCGACUUGGGAGUCAUCGACCCUACAACUGGGCGCCAUUACUGGCCGUUCAGAGCCGACCACGAAAUGAAUGCUCGCGUCAAAAUCUCACGAAGCCUCGUUCCAGUCGCUUCAGAAAGCUCGGCCCCAGUCCCCUCCGUAACCGUGGUUCCAGUCUCUGCUGCAAGCCUCGUCCCGGUCAAGCGUACCAAUGGUGCUACCUCCCCGAAGAUGAAGGCUUGCAGAUUGGAGACCUAA